This is a messenger RNA of Haliotis rufescens (red abalone), 3615 nucleotides long. RefSeq lists its product as uncharacterized. The transcript has 2 exons. The coding region runs from base 1027 to 2133 and encodes 368 amino acids. Lineage: Eukaryota; Metazoa; Mollusca; Gastropoda; Lepetellida; Haliotidae. The record is from RefSeq and is a predicted model, not a curated record.
AGAAGAUCAGCCGUCAACCACAAGCUGGUGAGGGGAGCCAAGCAGGCCAGGACAACCAGAAGACAAACCCCGGGAGUACACAUUAUGCAGGAGGCAACAGCUGAUGGUGAGUCUGCCAAUUACGGAAAUAUCGAAGGUGGCAACACAAUUAACGUGCAAUAGGCGCAGCUCGUAAAUGCCGUGCAGUCUGCCAACUCGGCUACCCAGGUAAACGAGGAACUGGAAAAAAUACUCCAGUUGCUGGAACAUUCAGCGCCCGGCCCGGUUAGCGCAAACAGGUAAGGCUUGGUUUUAGUUCUCCCGCCAUUUCGCCCAACAUAGGGAGAAUCCCCGAUGCUCACAACGAGGCCGACGGUGACGCGGCAUGGCCAGCCAAUCAGAACGCAGGAUAAGGGGAUUCCCUAUCCUUCCGUGCGGAUGGAAUAGACGCACACGUCAAACAACAGGUGAGGGAAAAAAUCUGGCGUGGCGAGUUUGUCGACCUCGGCACAAUCCUACCAAACACCGAGGGAAUUCACGAAGACGGUACGAUUACCAUGGCGUAUGACUCCUCAGGUAAGAUAAUUUUUAAACCAAUAAAGCAGCAACCAAAGCGCCUGUCCCUGACAAGCUGGACUUCAGCUUUCCACAUUUUCAUGUAUAUCUAUGUUAGUAGGCACUCCGAGGUCCGCACAACCCAGGGGUUGCUGUCCUACAUGGAAACCAUAAGAACGGCGGCACUUCGAUUCGGGGGGGAUGCCUGGUCAACCUACGACCAACAAUUCCGACACAGAAUGUCAAGGGACCCCUCACGACGCUGGGACAACAUCGACGGGGAGUUGUGGCUGAAGUACAUGGUCACACAGCCGGUACGACAACCAGAAUCAGGCGGACGGGGCGCAAUGACACGCGUACAGGGGGACAUAGCCAGUCAGGUAUGCUGGGAUUUCAAUAAAUUUGGCUGUAGCAGGGUCAACUGUAAGUACACUCACAAAUGCGGUAAGUGUGGCAAACAUUCCCACAGCUCUAGGACCUGCUUUCGAGGGAAUGGGGUCCAACCGACCCCAUACAAGCCCAAUCAGUCUUUCCCUAACAGAAAACCAGCCGUCAAGGCAGGUAAAUUCAAUGGCCCCUUCCCCCGUGGAUCUUAAUGAAAUGGCACCCUGGUUACGCCAAUAUGCUAGGGUCAAUUACAGAGAUGCAAAUUAUUUAUGGGUAGGUUUUAGCUUUGGUUUUAAGCUCGAGUUCCAGGGAAGCCGCACGGGUCGCCUGGCACGAAACUUGCGAUCAGCCACGCACCAAGACACGGCAGGCUACGUGAAACAAAAACUACAAAAAGAAGUCGACAUUGGCAGGAUGGCGGGCCCCUUCAAGGACACCCCCCUAGACAACCUCCGAGUAUCCCCAAUAGGCCUGGUGCCCAAGAAGCAGCCAGGCUAUGGUCAGCAUCUGGGUAAGCAUGUGGAGGAAUUCCGUCUAAUUCACCAUCUAUCCUAUCCCAGGGGUAAAUCUAUAAACGACUUCAUAGACACAGAGGCCUGCUCCGUUGUGUACUCCAGAUUUGAUGAAGCUACGCAUAUGGUUCAACAACUGGGAAAGGGAGCACUACUAGCAAAAUUCGACAUUCAGUCGGCCUUUAGAAUUAUACCAGUCCACCCAUCCGAUUUCGAGCUGCUAGGCAUCAGAUUCGAAGGUGAGUUCUAUUUCGAUAAAUGCUUACCAUUUGGCUGCUCCAUACCUUGCGCCAUAUUUGAAACAUUUAGUACCUUCUUGCAAUGGUGCAUGCAAUCACAUCUUCCAACGUGUCAGAUCAUGCAUUACCUGGAUGACUUCCUUACGGGGGGCACAGCAGGCACCAGCCACUGCUCAGACAACCUCAACGGAUGCGUGAAUACACUAGAACAGCUUGGGGUCACUAUUGCGAAUGACAAGACGGUGGGCCCCACGACCAAACUGACAUUCUUAGGGCUGGAAAUCGACACCAAUGCAAUGCAGAUCAGAAUCCCAGAGUCCAAGAUCAAGAAGGCGACAAGGGAAAUCCAAGACAUUCUGUCAACAGGUAACAUCAAGGUCACAAAAAGGGCCCUUCAGUCCCUCAUAGGCAAGCUUAACUUUAUGUGCAGGGCUAUACCAAUGGCAAGGGCAUUCAGCUGAAGGCUAAUCGAUCUGCUUAGCAAAGGUAAGCAACUUUCACCACAUUACCAGCUGGGUCAAGGAAGACCUACAAAUGUGGUUAACAUUUCUUAUGAGUUAUAAAGGCAUUUCUGUGUUUCAGGACCAACUAUGGGUAGACAGCGAUUUCCUCCAGCUGUUUUCAGACGCAGCGGGUGGUGCCGGCUUUGGGGCCUACAUGCAGGGCAAAUGGUUUAACGGCGCAUGGUCAACCCAGUGGGUGACGGAUGGAACUACACGGGACUUGACGCUCCUGGAGCUGUUCCCCAUCACACUGGCCAUCCAACUUUGGGGCAAGCAACUCGCAAAUAAAAAGGUCCUCUUUUACUGCAACAACCAAGCCGUCGUAGCAAUAAUCAACAAACAGUCUACCAAGGCCCCCAGAGUGAUGAGCCUAAUCCGUCGCCUAAUCCUGCAGUGCCUCCGAUAUAAUAUUAUGUUUAAGGCAAAGUAUGUAUGUUCCACUCCUAAAACUAUUGCCGAUGCCCUCUCGAGGUUUCAGCUCAAACGCUUCCGAGAGGCAGCACCAGCCGCGGACCAGAACCCCACACCUAUCCCGUGCAACAUAUGGCUGAUCUGAGGCAGGAAGCCGGCAGACUCCUACAACAAUCUCUGUCUACAAAGGCAUGGGCCACUUACCAAACAGGCAUCAAUGCCUUGCACCAGUUCCGGUCCACACACCAGCUACAAGAGUUUGGAUGGUGGGAUCCAGCUACAUGGCCAGGGCACGGCAGUACUUGCUCCUGAAGGGCACCAGUCCGAACCAACCGAGGAUGCUAUGGCUGGCACGAGGGGGGAUGAGGUGGAAGGAGCUGGACACCAUUCUAGAUGCACAGGUCAAGGCGACACGGCGCAGCCCCAGAGCCCUCAUCAUUCAGCUGGGCUCCAACGACCUGUGCUCGGUCAAGGGCAGCAAAUAAUAAUGCUGCUAUCAAAAUGUCUGAACCCUGUCCUGUAUCUUUAUUUACUGAAACCACUGCUUGGUAAAUCUGUUGAUAUAUAUUGUAAAUUUGUAUGUAUGUAUCAAUGCUGUACCUCUUAUGCCGCUGAUAGCGACCUGAGUGUAAUAAAGUUCGGUUCAGUUCAGCUAGGCAGGGUAGCAAUACGUGCUAUCUUUUAAGGUCUGUUGGUAUGAUGCGGUCAUAGGAUCGGAUCACAGACCUUCGGCUCUUCGGGCAGACGUUCUACCACUAGACCACGGAGGCGGUCUUCUUAAAUGCAUGGUGAUUCGUUACAUUAAUUCGUGAUACGUGGCAUUACAUGACAGGAAAACCCUGAGGUCACAAUAGUCCUAAGUCCUGGGUAGAUAUAUAAAAUAAUCUGUGUCUGUGAGUCCUUUUAUUUUCUCCUAGAUAAUGCUGGAAAAAACAAUUAUGCUUCAAAGUAAUUGUCUGCCACAAGAAAAACCAUUGUUGCAAGAUGAUUAUAACAAAAACAUAUGCAAGCCCAUAGUUUUGUGUUAAA